Messenger RNA from Cicer arietinum (chickpea), 3698 nucleotides. RefSeq lists its product as uncharacterized. Lineage: Eukaryota; Viridiplantae; Streptophyta; Magnoliopsida; Fabales; Fabaceae. The record is from RefSeq and is a predicted model, not a curated record. Gene Ontology annotation, molecular function: protein binding.
AGCGUAUCUCAGACCCAGCCUAUUCUCAAAUAUUCUGUGAUCACGAGAAGUAUAAACAAAACCGCAAUCGAGUAGAUUGGGGUCGCAUUACCCGACCCGUUUUUUAUCAUCUAUCUUUGUCCUUCAUCCCCAACCUCGUACCAGCGCCGUACCCAAACUGAAACCAACGAACCUCCCAUAUCACAUUUGAAUCUCCAUUCCGUUUGAGUAGUGAUGUUGUCGUUCUCCAAUUUCAAGAAGCCUUUCCACAUUCCCUGCUUCACCAAUUCCCUUACAACAUUAUCCGUUUCCUCCAACAACCCAGGUCUCCGUUUCUGCCUCUGGAUCGCCCUCAAAUUCGAUUCCCUCAAAAAUGAACCCUAUUACUCCGUAACCCGUGUCCUUUCCCAUAACAAUUGUCAUUCCUUUUACUGGGAUGCUCUUCACCUUCUAAAAGAUAAAGGAAUUUUAAUCACUUCAGGUUCCAUUAGAGCUUUAAUUAGGUUUUAUUCUCAUUCCGGUCACACCGAAAAUGCCAUCAAUGCAUUUGCUAAAAUGCGCGAAUUCGGCGUUAAGCCUGAUGCUCAUACUUAUAACACAAUUUUGAGAGAUGUGUUGAGGCAAAAGUUGUUUGUUCUUUCUCUUGCAUUGUAUAAUACUAUGCUUAAAUCCAAUUGUGUUCCUAAUGAACAUACUUAUAAUAUGUUGAUUGACGGGUUUUGUAAAAGUGGUAAUAUUAAAGGUGCACGUGAGGUGCUUGAUGAAAUGCAGAAAGUUGGUUUUGUUCCUGAUGCUAUAUCUUCUAAUUCUAUUCUUUAUGGUUUGUGUCAGACGCAAAAUGUUGAUGAGGCACAUAGUUUGUUUAGUCUCAUGAAGGAAAAUGGGUGUUCUCCUGAUUUGAUUUCUUGUAAUACUUUGCUUCAUGGGUUUUGUAAGCUUGGGAGGCUUGAUGACGCAGUUUCAUUUCUUAGAUUUAUUAAGCAAGAUGGUUUCUCUCUUGACCUAAUUGGAUAUUGUUCCCUUAUUCACUCGUUUUUUAGGGCUAGAAGAUAUGGUGAAGCGCUUGCGUGGUAUGCGGGGAUGUUUAAGGCGGGCUUUAAGCCUGAUGGUCAUUCGUAUGCCAUUAUGUUACGUGGUUUGUCGGGUGGGGGUAGGAUUGGUGAAGCUGCUAGGAUGUUAGAUGAGAUGGUUCGGAUAGGUUUAACCCCCGAUGUUCAUUGCUACAAUGCCAUGCUUAAAGGUUUAUGUGACAUGGGUCUUUUGGAUCGAGCGAUGUCUCUUUAUCUUGAGAUGUCUGAGCGCAAUGCUUACACACACACCAUUCUCAUAUGUGAAAUGUGUAAGAGAGGGAUGGUUGAGGAUGCACAAGAAGUAUUUAAUCAGAUGGAGAAGCUUGGAUGUAUUCCUUCAGUUGUGACCUUCAAUGUUCUUAUAAAUGGACUUUGCAAGGCUGAUAAACUUGAGGAGGCACGCCUUUUAUUUUACAAGAUGGAGAUCGGGAGAAAUCCUUCGUUAUUCUUAAGCCUUUCUCAGGGUUCUGCUCAGGUCCUUGAUAGUACUAGUCUCCAGAAAAAGAUAGAGCAAAUGUGUGAGGCUGGGCAAUUUUUGGAAGCUUACAAGUUUCUUAUUCAACUUGCUGAUAGUGGGGUUGUGCCUGACAUUAUUACAUACAAUAUUCUAAUUAAUGCCUUUUGCGAGGCUUGCAAUAUUCACGGUGCUUUCACACUUCUUGAGGAUCUGCAAAAGAAGGGUGUCUCACCCGAUUCUGUUACUUAUGGGAUACUUGUUAAUGGGCUGUACUUAGAUAACAGAGAAAAUGAUGCCUUAAAGAUUUGUGAGCGUAUUCAGAAGGCUGGCUUUAAACCUAGCAUUGCAUUUUAUAGAGCAGUUAUGACUUGGUUGUGUAGAAUGAGCAAGGUCUCACUGGCCUUUAAUCUUUAUUUGGACUAUUUGAAGAGCCUUCCUAGUCGACACAAUGAUUCAAUCAGUGCUUUGGAGAAAUAUUUAGUCGAAGGAAAACUGGAACAAGUGAUUCGAGGUUUACUAGAACUAGACUUCAAGGCCAGAGAUUUUGAUUUAGCUCCAUAUACAAUUUUACUUAUUGGAUUCUGUCAGGUACAAAAAGUAGAUGAAGCAUUACUUAUAUUCUCUGUUCUCAUCGAGUUCAAUAUCACAAUCAACGCUACAAGUUGUGUACAUUUGAUCAAAGGUCUCUGUAAGGAAAGGAGGCUAGACGAUGCAGUAAAAAUAUUUCUUUACAGUCUGGACACUGGUUUCUUUUUGAGGCCAAUGAUUUGUAAUCAUCUCCUCGUGUAUCUGCUUCUUUCCCAUGAUAAAAAGGAGUGUGCUGUUGAUAUUAUUUGUAGGAUGGAAUCUUUUGGAUACUGUUUUGAUUUACCAGAAUUUGACAGGGCAAUGUACCUUUUAGACCAAUACCUAAAACAAAAGCAAAGAAAAAUUGCUCUCAUAAGAAAUUAAAUAACACUGAUUGAUUCAGCUGAACGGGCUUCUUUAUUUUGCUCUUCAGAGAAUAUCCCCAUUCAGGAAUAUGGCCAUGAAUCGAGAGACUCGCUGCGCUUUCUGAUGAGCCAAAGGUAUCUCCAUGCAAGGAUACUGAUGGAACCAUUAUAAUAGAUGCUUUUAGGUUGUCUUUUGGUGGUUUUGGCAAUAAGCAUGCAAUCAGAGCUAAACAUGUUGAGGAAUUUUUAGCAGGAAAGCUGUUAUGUGUUAGUAUUCUAUAUGACACCGUCAACUUGUUUAAGGUGACAACCUCUAUUAUACCUCAAGAUGAAGCCUCAAAAUAUGCUUACUUUUCAAGUUUAGCAAUUGGUUUUCUUUUUCAGUUCUUUAACUUAUUGACAGUCCUGCAAGAAUAAUUGAUGGUUAUUUAAAUGGAUAUACUCAUUCGCCUUCUGUCGAUGAUUCUAAAUUAAAAGAGAAUUAGAAGCUGGUUCAUCAUAACAAAUUUCCUACUUAAUUGUCGUCUGGGGAUCAAGUAAUUGAAGCAGGCAGUGAGUAUCGUCCGAUCGGCGAGGCAGUCGUGAAAUGCGGCACUGCGCUACAACCUUCAGGUGAGGCUGUGUUUGUGGAUGACAUUCCAUUAACAACAAAUUGCCUUCAUGGAACAUAUAUUUAUAGUGCAAAACCAUUGGCAAGGAUAAGAAGUAUAAAACUAAGGCAAGUAUUGGAACUGGAGUGAGGGACAUCCAUUCAAGUAAAGACAUUCCCAGUGGUGGGAAGAACCUUGGAGCAAACACUAGAUUUGGUACAGAACCUUUAUUUUCCGAAGAGAUUGCUAGAUGUGUUCGCGAGAACGUCUUACCUUUGUGGUGUGUUCUUAAAUCAGUUAUUUUGUUCCAAAAUGUUGCAGAUAUGGCUGCAAACUCUGUUGUUGUCGAUUACAAUAUGAAGAAUCUUGAACCACCUAUCCUAUGUGCUGAAGAUGCUGUCGAAAAAUCUAGUUUUUUUCGAAGUUCCUCCAUUUCUCUGCCCAAAAAAUCAAGUUGGUUGAAGCAGAUCACAUGAUUCUUUCUGCUGGGGUACAUGUGCAGAAUAAAUUUGUUUGUGGUUCUUGAUAUGAUGCUUAAAUUUGAUACUGAAUAAUGAAUGUUGCUGGUUAACGAUCAAACAUAUUCAUCGCCAUUAACAAUCGAUGAAUCGAAUAUAAAACUUGGAUCUCAGUUCUAUUUCGAGUCAAUAUGAACAUUCUACUAUAGCAA